This is a messenger RNA of Fusarium sp. VM40, 2271 nucleotides long. The record is from the annotation of a GenBank genome assembly. Lineage: Eukaryota; Fungi; Ascomycota; Sordariomycetes; Hypocreales; Nectriaceae.
AUGUUCGAAUCUAUCAAAUCUCGCUGGGAAGAUCUUCUCGAAGAGCACCCGCAUCUUAAUACGGUCGCCACAUUCGUCUGGAAACUGAUCCCACCCAUCAACUUCAUCACCAUUCAUUACGCUUAUUUUAUAUUCGGUUCACUCUUCUUCUCCGUCAUCUUUUGGGGAUCAAGCGAGCCAAGCCGCAGCAUCCCCUACAUCGACUGUCUAUUCCUCGUCGUUUCCUCCUUUUGUGAUGUAGGGCUAAACACAGUCAAUCUUUCUGAAAUCACAACAUGGCAGCAGGUUCUGCUAUACAUUCUAUUUAUCAUCGGUAGCGCACUCUGGGUGUCGUUCUGGACUGUUAUGGCACGAAAACAUGCAUUUGAGAAGCGCUUCGAAGAUGUAGUCGCUGCAGAGCGGGAGGCCAAGAAGAGGCGCGCUGCGCUGAGACGUGCCAAACCACUUGGGAGGUUCCUCACAUUGGACAAAUCCAAAUCAUCACCCGCAGACACCGGAAACUCUACCACUCUUCCUGGUCUGGGUACCCGCCAGAGAACUGUGCUAGAGAAACACGACUCUAACGAUGUGUUUACGGCCCCUCCAGUGCGCCGUGUAGUGUCCGCUCCAGAAGAUGGUAUCUCCGAUUCCGACGACAAUGAUAGCAACAGGACACAAGUAGCGGCUCCUGUCCGUAUCCCUCCUCUCACCCCAACUUCUGGCGACCACAUCCAAUUUGCCGACAAUCUAUCACCUGCUCACGGCGCUAGAGACAACGCCUCCAUCUAUCAGCGUAAUGAUAACUUGGAACUCAAUCAACGACCUACGACAGCUUCAUCAGCCGGCAGCGACGAAUCAGAAGACUUCCUAUUACACUGGAAGAAGAUUCUUGGAAGCCAUAAUACGAGCAAGAGAGGCCAAUUUUACGACCUAUCAUCGGAUGAACGUGAAGCUUUGGGUGGUUGCGAGUAUCGUGCGCUUAAGGUUCUAGCUGUUACUGUUCCUCUUUAUGGUUUCCUGUGGCAAGCCCUAUGUGGAAUCGCCCUGGGAGCAUGGAUAAGCAUUAAUCGGCCAUCUGCAGCAACCGAGAAUGCUGUAAAUCCUUGGUGGUGUGGCAUCUUCCUGUCUUCUUCGGCUUUCAACAACGCGGGCAUGUCACUUAACGACGCUGGCAUGGGAGCCUUCCAGGAUGCCUACUUCGUUCUGAUCGUUGUCGGCAUCCUCGUUCUGGCCGGCAACACCGGUUAUCCCUUGCUUCUGAGAUUCUCUCUCUGGUGCUGUCUUCGAAUAUUGCAAUUGACAACCCAACCUAAAACAUUUGGUCCAUGGAAAGAGACAAUCGAGUUCAUUCUCAAGUACCCCCGACGAGUGUAUACGACCCUGUUCCCCUCGGUCGCUACAUGGUGGCUAUUCAGUGUAAUUAUUGCCAUUAACACUAUUGACUGGGUUGCCUUUGAAGUAUUAAAUAUUGGCAAUCCUGUCGUGGAGGACAUGCCCGUAUCCGACCGUAUCAUUGCCGGAUGGUUCCAAGCAAUCGCUGUUCGUGCUGCCGGAUUUGCUGUUGUUUCCAUAUCAGGCCUUUACCCUGCUGUUCAGCUUCUGUACAUGAUCAUGAUGUACGUUUCCGUGUAUCCUGUUUCCAUCACCAUGCGUCACUCCAACGUCUACGAAGAGCGAUCUCUUGGCAUCUAUGAAGAUGAUCCGCAAAUAUUGGAGGCCGAGAACGGAAACAAUCUUCUGCCUACAAUCUCUGAAGAACCAGAAAAACCAAAACUACGGAGAAGAGCCACAGCCGCCGUGCAGAAGACCGUUAAGAAAUCCAUGACUUUUCAUGGUGUGGGUGUGCGCCCUCCACCCAAAGGCCCGGACGAUAACUCCCGAAUAUCUUUUAUUGGACAGCAAAUUCGUGGACAGCUUGCUCACGAUAUGUGGUGGCUUGUCCUUCCCGUCAUUAUCAUCAUGAUCAUAGAGACCGACCACUUUCUCGAACAACCGCUGGCCUACAGUGUCUUUAACGUGUUGUUUGAAGUGGUUUCGGCUUACGGAUGUGUUGGACUAUCUAUGGGUUUGCCUGGGAAAAGCUACAGUAUGGCAGGAGGUAUGCACCGGGGCAGCAAGUUUGUGCUGUGUUUGGUGAUUCUUAGGGGUCGUCAUCGAGGUCUCCCUGUAGCGCUGGAUAAGGCUGUCAGGUUGCCAGGAGAGAAGCUGGCCCGUGAAGAGGAAGAAGAUUCGAAAAUUAGAAAGACAAAGACGAUGGACAGGAUAGCCAGUCGAGAGUCCCGGGUCAUGUAA